AUGGGAAACACGGAAAGCUAAAAUAAGGGUGAAGAGUAUUUUAAAUAAUUCUAAAAUAAAUACAACUACGAAGUAAGAAACUUAUUUGAGUACUCAGAUGUGUUUUUUUAGAAUGUUACUCUCUAUCAUGAAAGGGAAGGAACAAAAGUUAUAGCAUAGAUUAAAAAAGAAAACGAAAUAGAUCAUUUUAAUCCAGUUCAGGAAAAGUAUUUAUAAGAGAGAAUAAAAGAUGAGAAAACAGUUAAUCUACUUAGAAUCUGCGGAUAUUACAGCAAUCUUUAAUAAGAUAAUAUAUGUGGCAACUCUUAUUUUCGUAAUUACUUUGUAGAACAUCCUGCGGGAACACUUUCUGAUGAAAUUAAUUUAAGAAAGCACAUGGAACCUCCAAGACCUUACUCAGAAUUAGAGCUUUGGGGUUUCAUAUAUAGUGUCACAUCUGGCUUACAAGCCUUAAGGGAAAUUGAUAAGGUAUGCAAAAAUAUCUCCUCAUCUACUAUUUUUAUCAGCCAAGAAGGGUAUUACUAAAUAUGCGAGCAGGGUAUUGUAAAAGAAAACUCUAUAUUUGAUGAAAUCACCUUUAAAUAAUUCAGGAAAGACAUGUAUCUCAGUCCUGGUUAAAUGGAUGCUAUUAGGGAAUAGGCUUUACAUGAUGAAACAAAUCCUUACCUCAGCGAUAUUUUUGCUUUGGGUAUUCUCAUUACUGAAAUGGCUUAUCUAGAGGAGCAGGGCGAUAUAUACAAAUACUAUGGACCAGAAAUAGGCAUAGACUUCGAAAAGCUGAUAGAAAGAAUUCAAUAUUUGCAAACAAAGUACAAAAAUAAAAAGUUAAUUCGUAUACUCAUCAAUAUGACAGCAGAAGAAUAAAAGAAAAGAAUAUCUUUAGAUGAGCUUCACGAAGAAGUAGAGAGAAAUUUCGGGAGAAUUUUAUAGGAUUAAACUUCUACUGAUAUAUAAGAUUGUCCUGUUCAUAAAACUGGAUUUAUUGAAUAUAUAUUAAAGCGUAGCGAUUACAAGCACUUAUACCACAAAAGUAAUCGCAGUUAAGAUGUUGAAAGCCCCUAAUAGCCUCGUAUGAAUAAAAAAAGGCUUACUAGAUUAAAUUACGAUGAAGUUUAAGGUAUAGAUGGAAUAAAAGAAAAUAGGCCAUCUAAUCACUAAUCCAUGAGUCACUUCAGAGAUGAGGAUGAUAAUUAAACUCCAGAUAGCACAUAAAAUAAUAUUAAAAAUGAUGAGAUUUCUUCUUUGGAUUCAAAUAAGAUAGGUGGUCCAGUAGGAUAACAAGGGAAGAAGGCAAGAAACAUUCUUUAAAGAGUUAUGCCAGGAUUAUCUAUUUCAUUAUCUGAAUUCAUUAAAAGCAGUAACUUGAAAAAAGAGAAGCUGAUGUAAAAAUAAAAGGAACUUGAAUAAUUAGCAUAGAAAAGCAAAGAAUAAGAAGAAGAAAUGAAAAACAUAUAACAAGAAAUCAUUAAAAUUGACCAGCAGAUUGAGAAUGAAAAGGCAACAAAAGAAGCAUAAAAUAAUAAAUAAGUUCACUUUAAUCCUAUUGAAGAAGAGAUGUCUUCUCCUCAGUCUAUGGGUCGCUCCAAGCAAAUCAAUGUUAACUCAAAACAAACUCAAGAUGAAAUCUAAGAAGAUGUUAAAAAAAGCAAGUAAAAUUAGAGUAAUAUACCAUAAUAAUUCGUUCCAAAUAGCAAUUUGGUUUAUUCUUAAAAUACAGAGCAUCUAUAACCUUUACCUUUGAAUCACUACGGGUUUAGUCUACCUCCUUUGUCUAAUAGAGGUUUAAGACAAUAAAAUUCUUAUUCAGCAUCUCCAUCAAAUCGCUCCAACCACUUCUAAUUUAGUUAAUAUGAUCCUAUUUUUGGAGUUUAAAGAAAUUAGUCUCUGAACAAACCUCAAUACCUCUCUCCAAAAUUCUUAGCUUAUAGUUAAUCUUAAUUCGAUAACUCUUCACUUUAUUCCCCAUAUGGUUAGGUAAGCUAGUAUUAAAAUUAUGCCCCACCAGUACUUUAACUACCUCAGCAACCAUAAUACUUUUAAGCUAUUAAACAACAAAAUUAAAAUUAGCAAUAACUUUCAUUUUCUCAAUAAUAACAAUAAAUUUAAAUAUAACAAGCAUAAUAACAACUACAGUAAUAAUAAUAAUUGUAAUUAUAACAGUAAUAGUAAUAGUAAUUGUAACUUUAGUAGCAGUAAUAAAUAUAGUUGGAGUAGUAAUUACAAUAGUAGAAACAAUAUUUUGCAACCCAACCUGAUGCAGUUAUAUAAACACCAAUAUUGCAAAACUAGCAAUUUAUUAAUUAAAACAACAGUGAAUAGGGGUCUAAUAACCACUAUUAACAGAAUCCUUAAUAUGGAGAGUUGUUUAUGCCAAAUCAAAAUGCAAACUAUUAAAGAAGUAGCCCACCUAAUGGCCGUAGAUAUAAUUUAGAUAGAUACGAGCAAAGGUUAAGCAAAAACAAUGUUUGCACAAAUAAAUUCAAUAAAUUGAAGGAGUUAUUUAAUGGAGAAACACCAAAAAAUCAAAUCACACAAAAUUAGCAAAAAUAAGAAAAGAUAGAAGAAUCAAAAAAGAACUUUAAAAAUAAAGUAGUUAAAAAAUAAAGUAUUUAGUAGAUAAUACUUUCUAAAUCUAAUUAAAAGCUUACUUUAAAUAAAGUUAGGGAUGUAAGUCCAUUCAGAAAAGACUUACCAGUAGACAGUUAAUAAAAUUAAUUAUAGGAAAAUACAAAAAUCUUGAAUGGAAGGUUCUUUACUCAAAAUAAUAACAAUAAUAAAACAAAUUAAAAUAAUUUAUAGAAGCAUUUUGAAUAAGAAAAUCCAGAUUUCACAAACUUUGAAUUAAUUUCUAACAGAUAUAAGUUUUCGAAGAACACUUAAGAGAAAAUAUAUUGA
Messenger RNA from Tetrahymena thermophila SB210, 2895 nucleotides. RefSeq lists its product as hypothetical. Gene Ontology annotation, biological process: protein phosphorylation. Gene Ontology annotation, molecular function: protein kinase activity; ATP binding. The transcript has 4 exons. The record is from RefSeq and is a predicted model, not a curated record. NCBI's taxonomy places the organism in Eukaryota, Ciliophora, Oligohymenophorea, Hymenostomatida, Tetrahymenidae.